AUGAAUAGAUCUGACAGCCUCAGAUCUGAGACAGCAAUGUCUUCAGUUCUAGCCAUAGACCCUGGAGCUAGUACUAGCACCACGAAUACAAAUACCAGGAGUGUUAGGAUUAACGUAAUGGAAGGAGUAGGAGCUCGGGUUGUCAGGGGACCCGACUGGAAAUGGGGGAAACAAGACGGGGGAGAAGGACAUAUCGGGACUGUGAGGAAUUUUGAAUCUCCAGAAGAGGUUGUUGUGGUCUGGGAUAAUGGAACUGCCGCAAACUACAGGUGUGCAGGAGCAUAUGACUUGAAAGUGUAUGACAGUGCAUCAACAGGGAUCAAGCAUGAUGGAACCAUGUGUGACACCUGCCGUCAGCAGCCAAUCUUUGGGAUUCGCUGGAAGUGUGCUGAGUGUCCAAAUUAUGACCUUUGUUCAGUCUGUUACCAUGGAGACAAGCAUAACUUACGGCAUAGGUUCUACAGGAUUACCAGUCCAGGAACUGAAAGAGUUCUGUUGGAGCCACGGCGAAAGAGCAAGAAGAUCACAGCCCGAGGUAUAUUUCCUGGAGCUAGAGUGGUCAGAGGUGUGGACUGGCAGUGGGAAGACCAGGAUGGGGGGAAUGGCCGUAGAGGGAAAGUCACUGAGAUACAAGACUGGAGUGCCUCGAGUCCUCGCAGCGCAGCACACGUUCUCUGGGACAAUGGAGCUAAAAAUUUAUACAGAGUGGGGUUUGAAGGAAUGGCCGACUUGAAAGUGAUGAAUGAUGCCAAAGGAGGAUCUUUUUACAGAGAUCAUUUACCUCUGCUUGGUGAACAAGGCCCCGGGUCACGCUCGGGACCAUGCGGUCUGGCUAUUGGUGAUCAGGUGAACGUGGAUCUGGAGCUGGAGAUUGUGCAGUCUCUUCAGCACGGCCAUGGCGGUUGGACAGACGGCAUGUUUGAGUGUCUGGGUACAACAGGGACUGUAGUGGGAAUUGAUGAGGACCAUGAUAUUGUCGUUUCAUACCCAAGUGGUAACAGAUGGACCUUCAACCCAGCUGUCUUGACUAAAGUCAGCACUGCAGGUAGUUCGACAUCCAUUGCCAGUGAUGCCAGCACAACUGCCCAGUUUGCUGUGGGGGACCUGGUUCAGAUCUGCAGCGACACUGAAAGAAUCAAGGUCUUACAGAGGGGACACGGGGAGUGGGCAGAGGCAAUGUUGCCCACAUUAGGCAAAAUUGGCAGAGUGCAACAGAUCUACCAUGACAACGAUCUCAAGGUGGAGGUGUGCGGAACCUCUUGGACCUACAACCCUCUGGCAGUUACCAAGGUUGCCUCGGCAGAUGGAGCUGCUAUAGGCUGCUCUUCUGGAGAACGCCUGAGUGCCCUUCUGAAGAAGCUGUUUGAGACUCAUGUGUCAGGUGAUGUCAACGAAGAGUUGGUCAAGGCCGCAGCCAAUGGCGAUGGGGUCAAAGUUGAUGAGAUACUGCAGCGGUCGGAAUCGGAUGUGAAUGGUGUCUUUGCUGGCCACACGGCUCUUCAAGCUGCGUCCCAGAAUGGGCACAUUGAGGUCAUCAAGGUCCUCAUCAAGCAUGAUGUCAAUAUGGAGGUUGAGGACAAAGAUGGAGAUAGGGCAGUCCAUCAUGCAGCAUUUGGCGAUGAGCCAGCGGUGAUUGAGUUGUUGCACCGCGGAGGAGCUGAUCUGAAUGCUCGCAACAAACGCAGGCAGACACCACUUCACAUUGGUGUCAACAAAGGCCACAUCGGAGUGGUCCGUUCUCUCCUAGAUCUUGGAAGUCAUCCCAGUUUGCAGGACUCAGAGGGGGACACAGCACUGCAUGACGCCAUCAGCAAGAAACGCGAUGACAUGAUCGCCUUGCUUCUGGAACAUGCCGCCGAUAUCACCAUCACCAACAACAAUGGCUUCAACGCCCUACAUCAUGCAGCUCUUCAUGCUGGUAUACCCUGGUUACUGGACAAUUCCCGCCCUGGCGUUUAUGACAGUUUUCACCAGUCAGGAACUGUCAAUCCCAUCUUUCUGUGUAUGUGUGUAUCUGUUUGUCCCGACUGUCUUUAUCUCUGUCUGUUGCUUAAGGAAAAUUUAGGUAAUCACAACAGGAUUUUUCA
Messenger RNA from Candidula unifasciata, 2087 nucleotides. The record is from the annotation of a GenBank genome assembly. Lineage: Eukaryota; Metazoa; Mollusca; Gastropoda; Stylommatophora; Geomitridae.